AUGGAAUUUAUUUGGAUGGUGGCGGAGGAUGGAAUUCCGUGGAGAAUGCCGAUUUUAGAAGAACCCAGUUGGUGAAAUUUUUUAAGAGAAAAUUUGAAAAAAAAUGACAGUAUUGAUUUUUACUUGGGUUUUACUGAAAUUCAGAACAAUUUCGUGAUUUUGAAAAAAAAAUGUCCAAAAUGCAGAAUUUUAGUGAGAAGUAUUUGGAAAAUAAACGAAUUUAUACAAAUUUUAAUUUUUCGCGAUUUUCAGAACUUGACUAAUUAAUUUUUUUUUUGAAAAUCACUCAAUUUGUUAAGCUACAGGAAAUUCCUAUUUUUUUCCGCUUGAAGAACUAAAAGCUUCCAGAAAUGUAUUUUUAACUAUAAAAACUAGUCAAUUAUCAUUGCGAAAUAGGUCCUAAUUUUUAUGGGGCUAUUCAUGUAUUUUCUCAGCAUGUUGAGAAAACAGGAGAAAUGCGGAGGAAAUACAUUUUCUCCGCUUUUUUCGUAUUUUCUCAGCCUACCUGAAUAGGUUUUCUCCGCUUUUCUCCCGUUUUCUCAGCGUUGAAAAAUAACAUGAAUAGCCCCAUUAUGGGGCUAUUCAAGUAUUUUCUCAACACGCUGAGAAAACAGGAGAAAUGCGGAGAAAAUGCAUUUUCUUCACUUUUUUCGUAUUUUCUCAGCCUACCUGAAUAGGUUUUCUUCGCUUUUCUCAGCGUUGAGAAAAUAACUUGAAUAGCCCCAUUAACAAUGAAUAUUUUCAAGGUUUCCCGUAGCACUUCCUCCAAAAAUCGAUAUUCCAGAAGACGCUACUCAAGUAGAAUGGGAGCCUGUUCCAUGUUCUGCUUCAUAUUCUAUCCGCCAAAUUGCCGCGAGUUCCAAAACCGCUUUUGCUCUUGAUCGAAGCGGUAGAAUUUUGAUGUUAGUUCUUCCAACUCAUAUCGCAUUGCGGCAGAAAAUUGAAGUCUAUGUGAAUCAGGCAGGUUUUUUUGUAAUCAAAAUUUCAAUCAACACUUGAACAAAAAUCAAAAGUUUCUUCUUCUAGAGAUGGUAUCCUUUGGUAAAAUGGCGUCGACCACUUCCAACUGAUCGUUCUGAAUAUUCCGACGAAUCUGGGAAACUGCGCCGGGAUUUGGAAUAUUUCGAAGAUUCGCCAGUGGAUGGUUGGAGUUGGGAAGAACCAUGGAGAACUAAUAGAGAUCCGAGAAGUUUUGAUGAUCAGGGAUGGCAAUAUGCAAUUACAUUUUUGGGUGCGAAUAGUACGAAUUGGGAUAGACAGUGUAAACGACAUCAUUUUGUGAGAAGAAAGAUUUUGAGACGUCAUAUGAGGUUCACACAACAUGAUAAGUGGAUUGAGGUAAGAAAAUUUGGGAGGAGAGAGAAUUGGGAAUUUUUUGAAAAUGAACUAUUAUUUUUCGCCUUGAAAAAUUGACAUGUGAGAAAAAAUUAUGAAGAUAUUUCCACGUGGAUUUUUGAGAUUAAUAAAUUUUCAGAUUUGAUUCUGAAAAGUUUGAAUUUUAAAUUUUGUUCCAAUAAUUUUCCACUUGGAUUUUCCGCCUCGAAUAAUAAACAAUCCACGUGGCCUGACUCCCUUACAAAAAAAUUUGUAAAAAGUUGUUUUCCUGAAAACACUGAAAAUAUUCCAGAUUUUCAGCAACCCCCCUCCUCUUCUUCUAAACCCCUCUAGAUAUUUUCAGUUCUCACCCGAAGAUGACUCAAAAAUGUUUGUCGAAUUGGCUUGUGGUGGUGCUGAAAUUAUGGAAGACGGCGAGAUUUUGCUAUUCGCUUUAGGAACUGAUGGAAAUAUUUAUCGGUGGGGUUCAGAAAGAAUAUUUCUAUCAAAUCUUUCAAGAUCUUUUAAGGAAUCUUUUAAGAAAUUAAAAUUUUUUAGUCGUGCUGGAAUUCGUACGAAUAUUCCAAAUGGCACGGAAUGGUGUCAACUUCCGAAGAUCCAAAAUCCUUCUACAAACGAAGAAAUUGAUGAUGUCACACUUCUUGCAAUUUCUCCAACCUUAGGAACUUUGAUUUGUAUAACAUGGGAUGGUAAAAUGUAUCAAAGAAAAGGUAUUUCUUGUGCGAUACCAAAUGGUGCAAUUUGGCGCCAGAUUCCAACACCAAAAAAUCGAGCAGUGAUUGGUUUGACAAUUGGGACUGAAGCGAUUUGGUGUAUCACAGCUGAUGGAAUGGUUUGGUUUGCAAGAUUAGAAAUUGAUCGAAGAAAAAUGGAGCAUACAAAUAUUGAAGAGCUUAAUUUUCAAGAAGUCGCGAAAUCUGGAAUUUGUAGAAUCUCAUUGACAAAAAAUGAUCAAGUUUUUUGUGUUGGAAGUGAGAAAGAAGUGAUGGAAGUUAGAACUGGAAUUGAUUCGUCAGAACCAUCGGGAAAGAAAUUUGAAGUAAUGAAAUAUGAGGGAAAUGAAAAGAAGCGAUGGAUUUCGAUAUGUGCGGCUAGUUCUAAUCUGAGCAAUAUUCCCAAAUAUCUACUUGAUCCUCGAGUUUUACAAGCACGUCAAGAGAUUUUUCAAUUCAAAAAUACUUUUUGGCGAAAGCAAAUUUUGGAAUCAUUGCAAAUAUCUAAUGAUAAAUCGUGGGAAAUUAUGAAGGAUGUGAAAAUCGAGAAAAUAUCGGAUGAUUUUGGAUGUGAGAAUGUGGAAAGAUUUCGGAAAAUCAAAGCGCAAUUGGUGGUUUUUGGUGAUGGACAAAGACAGAUGAGAAGUGUGAAUUUGAGAAUUAGUGAAGCGGUUUUUGAAAUUGAAGGAGAGAGAAAUAUUGAUUGUGCAAUGGUGAGAGGGUUUUUGAAACCACCAGAAAAACAUUUGGGUUUCUAAAAAUCUUUUCAUAUUUAUCAGAUCCUCUCCUCGUUCUCCGGCUUCCAAAGACUACCCCAAAAAUAUCUUCUCCACAUUCUGGUCAAAAACGAGGCUCAACCGAUCAGUUUUGCAUUCACAGAUGAGUCAUCUAGGAAUUCGUGUCAAGAAAUUGUGGAUAAUGUAAGCUUUUGGCUGAAUUUUCAUAAGAAAACAUCAAAUUCAAAAUUUGUAGAUCAUCCGAAGUUAUAUCACAACAUCUGCUCGGAAUUCAUUGGGACAAUCAAUGUGGACAAUUUCGAAUUCGGGAAGUGUUCGAUGGCAUUGUUUGGCUGAAAUGGAUCCCAAAUUUGAGGUUGACAAAUAAAAAAUCGUAUAUUUAGAAAAUAUUUUUGUUUCAGAAAGAAAUUCCACUUUCCGACACGCGAAGCUUGACAGUUCCUGGAAAUUUUGAAUCAAUUGAUUGUGGCGCAAAUCGAUUGGUGUGGGCUGUGAAUUUUGUGAGUUACUAUAAACUGUGAGAAAACUUGAUUUUUGAUAGACACAGGGGAAGAAAUGAAUGUUUAUUAAUGAUAUUUCAAUAUUUGAAAAUUUUUCGAAACAGUGAGUUUUUCAUUAAAGAAUUUGUUUGAAAAAUAUUAAAAUUCCCUUUGAAAAAUUUUAAUUUCUUGAAUAAUUUUUGAAAAGGUGAAAUUUUUAAAUUCCUCCAGUCAGUCCGAUAAAACUUGGAAAGUUUCAUGAACAAAUCAUUCAAUUUUUGAAACAGUGAAAUUUUAAUGUUUGUUCGAAAUAAAUAAAUAGUUUUCUACAAAAGUUCACUGUUCGGAAUAUUUAAUUCCGAAAAUUUGCAGGCCGGUGAUCUCUACUCUCUUCACCCUCGUUUCGAUCCACUUUCCACCCUCGAUCACACCUUCGAAUAUCGCCAAACCGACGAACUUCGCCACGAACUUUAUGAAUAUCAAAAAUCGGCGAUUUUCCGAGGAUUUGUCACAUUCCAAGGUCAACAGAAAGGCGUUUCUGCAUGGAUGUCGAAAAAUGAGGGAGCAGCUCCGCAAUUUUAUUCAGGAUUGGCUUCGAAAUUUUGGACGUGGAUUGAUGCAGAAUGGAGAUUGGAAGGUACUUUUUUUUCUUUUUUUCUCAAAAAAAAACACUAAAUUUCAAUUUUCAUUUAGAUUCUGAUGAGGAUAGCUGGGAAUAUUCGAAUGAAAUCGAUGGAAAUUUCGAAAUCGGAGUUGGAAAAGGCGAGGGAAAAAUUCGAAGAAGGUGUUGGAUUCGUAGAGCGAAAUUCGAGACAAAUAAAUCGGUUUGGGCGAAAGUUGAAGGACCGAGUGUGAAAGUGGUUCGAGUGGCGAAAGUAGAGAAUCAGGUUAGCAUUUUUUUAAAGCUGCAAUACGACACUCCGCCUUUACGAAUGGAAGUUUACAGCUGUUUUUAUACAUUUCAAACUGAAAAUGAAUUUAGUAUCUUCGAUGCUUCGAAUUUUAGCAGAGUAUUAGUGUCAGAUUUCUGUAUUUCAAAAAAAAAGCAACAAUUACGAGACUCCGCGUUUACACUUCAUUAGUUUGGAGGAAAAAUUUGAAUUUAAAAAAGAACCAAUUUUUUGAUUCAAAAUUUCAAACUCAAUAUUUGAUUGAAAAACAACGAGACUCCAGAAUUACGCUUCUAAAUUUCAUGAUUCGAAAUUUAAAUCACUAAAAGAUCCUGCAGCUAUCUCUUCAAAAUUUCACGUGGAAUUCCAAAAAUCACAUUGAUUUUACAGAACUCUGUAACAGUAAUUACUCUAACUCGCGAUGGUCAUCUUCUUCUUCGACUUGGUGUAAAUCGAGAAAAUUUCACCGGAUCUUCUUGGUCGCAAAUAGUUACCGAUUCACCAAUAACUGCAUUUCACAUUCAGAAACACGAGAAAAUCUGGUGUAUAACAACAGAAUCUUUGAUAAUUUGGAAAACAUUGGUUGACACAGAACAAGAUGUUUGGAACUAUUUGGAUAUGAAUUUGCCGUCUCGAAAAGUUGUUGUAACUCAAAAAGAUGCAGAUAUCUGUGGAUCAAAUGAUAUUUUGUAUUUAAGAAGUCGAAAUGUUCUUUUUCGAAUUGAUUCAGCUAAUUUGACAUGUUCCGAUCCUUAUCCAAUGGAGAAUUUGAGACAAGCUGUUGUGAAUUUGCAAGGUAAAAAAUUACUUGGUUUGAAAAUGUUUUGAAUUAUGGAAUUUUUCCAGGUCAAAUUUGUCUUCUUGGUUCAAAUAUUUCGAUUGUUAAUGAAUGGAAAGUUAUGUUGUAUGAGGAUAAAAAGACAACAAUUAUCCAGCCAAGAAGUAUGAAUAGAGCUAUGAAUUUUGGAAAAUCGAUUAUUUGUAUUGCUAUGUAUUGA
This is a messenger RNA of Caenorhabditis angaria, 5152 nucleotides long. The record is from the annotation of a GenBank genome assembly. NCBI's taxonomy places the organism in Eukaryota, Metazoa, Nematoda, Chromadorea, Rhabditida, Rhabditidae.